AUGCCGCCAGCAAUGCCGGCGGCAGCAGCGCCGCCAGCCGUGCUUUUGCGGUCGUGCGGCACGGACGGCGUGUGCAUGCAAUGCAACACGCUGCCGCCCGACGACCGCGUCCUCGUGUGCGACGCGUGCCGCGGCGAAUGGCACAUGCCGUGCCUCGUGCCGCCCCUCACCGCCGCACCCGCCGGCACGUGGCACUGCCCCGACUGCCACGAGGUCGAGGCAGAGAUGAACCGCGCGCCUGGCGGCGACGGCGGCGGCAGAGACGGCCGUGCCGCGUCUGAUGCGGCGGCCGGCGAAGCUGAAGCGCCGAGAGAGGCAGAUGCUGCGGCGGCAACUGUGGGUAACGGCGGCGAAAGCGACCUGCGGGCGAGAAUCCGUGCGAUCCAGAGCGACUCGUCGCUGAGCGACGCGGAGAAGGCGAGGCAGCGUCAGGCGCUCGUGAGCCGCCAGGCGACGACGAGCGCGGGAGAGAGCGGCGGCGGGGCGCACGCGGACGGGGCGAGUGCGACGCCGCGGGGCGUAAACGCGGCAGAGGCGGCGGAGGCGGCGGCAGCGUGUUUCAGCGAGGCGAUGAAGUGCCCCAUCUGCCACGACCUCGUCGACCGCCCCGUCACCGUGCGACCUCCCUCCACCCUUCCCUCCCCGUCACCGUGCGACCUCCCUCCACCCUUCCCUCCCCGUCACCGUGCGACCUCCCUCCACCCUUCCCUCCCCGUCACCGUGCGACCUCCCUCCACCCUUCCCUCCCCGUCACCGUGCGACCUCCCUCCACCCUUCCCUCCCCGUCACCGUGCGACCUCCCUCCACCCUUCCCUCCCCGUCACCGUGCGACCUCCCUCCACCCUUCCCUCCCCGUCACCGUGCGACCUCCCUCCACCCUUCCCUCCCCGUCACCGUGCGACCUCCCUCCACCCUUCCCUCCCCGUCACCGUGCGACCUCCCUCCACCCUUCCCUCCCCGUCACCGUGCGACCUCCCUCCACCCUUCCCUCCCCGUCACCGUGCGACCUCCCUCCACCCUUCCCUCCCCGUCACCGUGCGACCCUCCUCAUUGCCCUCGUGCUUCCAUAGCUGCGCUCGUCACCCAUUCCCCCCGCCGCCCGCCUCUCUUCAUCCCUUUUCCCCCCGUUCGUCCAUUCUCUCCUCAUGCCCCCUCAACUCCCCUUUCCCCCAUCCUUCUCCCCCCAAUGCCCGCCAGACCCCCUGCGGCCACAACUUCUGCCUCGUGUGUUUCCGCAAGUGGCUGGCGCAGGGUAAGCGCAGCUGCGCCAAGUGCCGCCGCGCGGUGCCGCCCGACAUGAUGAAGCAGCCGCGCAUCAACCCCGUCAUCGUCGCCGCCAUCCGCCACGCCAAGGCCGCCGCCGCCCGCGCGGCCGCCGGCGGGCUGUCCACGUCAGCACCAGCGAAGCCGUACGAGCCAAUCUGCAACGAGAAGCGGCCCGAUCAGGCGUUCACCACGGAUCGCGCCGUGCGGAAGGGGCUCUCUAACGCCGCCUCGGGCCGCAUAUUUGUGACUAUAGCGGGGGAUUUUUUCGGGCCAAUCACGGCGGAGUACGAUCCGGAGAGGGGGACGGGCGUGGAGGUGGGCGAGACGUGGGCGAGUCGGCUGGAGUGCCGGCAGUGGGGCGCGCACCUGCCGCACGUGGCGGGCAUCGCGGGGCAGUCCCACCAUGGCGCGCAGUCAGUGGCGCUGUCGGGGGGUUAUGAGGAUGACGAGGACAACGGCGAGUGGUUCCUCUACACUGGCAGUGGGGGGCGGGAUCUGAGCGGCAACAAGCGCACCAACAAGGUGCACGCGUUCGACCAGCGCUUUGAGAAGAGCAACCAGGCGCUCAGGCUCAGCUGCCUCAAGGGCUACCCCGUGCGCGUCGUCAGGUCGGAGAAGGAGCGGCGGUCCAGCUAUGCGCCACAAGCAGGCGUGCGGUACGACGGCGUCUACCGCAUCGAGCGCUGCUGGCGCAAGAAGAGUAAAGUGGGCUUCCUCGUGUGUCGCUACCUCUUCGUGCGCUGUGACAACUCGCCCGCCCCCUGGACCAGUGACGACGUGGGGGACAGCCCGGGGAGGAAGCUGCCGCAGGUGGCGGAGUUGAAGCAGGCAGUGGACGUCACAGAGCGCACCGGCCCGCCCGCCUGGGACUGGAUUGAGGAGAAGCAGCAGUGGGGGUGGGUGCGCGCGCCCCCAGCAUGCACCAAGCCCAUCGGCGGCACCAGCACAGCAUGGCGCUCCGCCAAGCGCCUCGCGGUGGGCAGCACAGCCGAGGCCGUGAAAGUGCAUUCCCGCGCAAGUGCAUUCCCCUGUGACUGCCGUCCGACCCUCUCCAACGCGCACACCUCUCCGCCAACCACAUCGCAUGACGUCCCGUCGCAUCCCGCACGCAUGCGUCACUGCGCCCGCGCUGCAGGUCGGAGAAGGAGCGGCGGUCCAGCUAUGCACCCCAGGCAGGCGUGCGGUACGACGGCGUCUACCGCAUCGAGCGCUGCUGGCGCAAGAAGAGCGCCGUGGCGGGCGUGCAAUGACGGCGUCUACCUCAUCGAGUGCUGCUGGCGCAAGAAGAGCGCCGUGGUGCGUUGGAGAGGGGGAGUGUGGAGGUGCGUUGUGAGUUCGGGGAAAGGGGAUGUGGUGAGGAAAGGGGGGGAAGGGAGCGUGAUGACUGUUGUAGGGCUUCCUCGUGUGUCGCUACCUCUUGGUGCGCUUGACGACGUGGGGGACAGCCCGGGGAGGAAGCUGCCGCAGGUGGCGGAGUUGAAGCAGGCGGUGGACGUCACCGAGCGCACCGGCCCGCCCGCCUGGGACUGGAUUGUGCAUGGCGGUGGCAGCACGGGCGAGGAUGUGAAGAAGCGCAGAGCGCUGGCACAGAAGCGGCUUGCCAAAGGUGUGGCAGGCUGGGUGAUGGGAGGGUCUGGGCUGUGGGUCGUGACUGACUUCGCGUGUCUGCUGUGUGGGGGAGUGCUCCGCGCCCCGGUGUCCACGCCCUGCCAGCACAGCUUCUGCCUCGCGUUCCUGCAGCAGCGCUUCCACGGGCAGGCCGACACGCGCGACCGCUCCAAGACCGCGGGGCGGUCGCUGCGCGCACAGAAGAUCGUCAAGCAGUGCCCCGCCGCACGCUGCACCGCUGACAUUGCAGACGUGCUGUCCCGGCUGCAGGUGAAUCACGACAUGGCGGAUUUGAUCGCCAUGCUGCUCGCAGAGACGAAUGCACCAGAUGCAGAGGAGGGGGAGGACGCAGGGGAGGGCGGUGAGGAGGAUGGGGAGGAGGGCGCAGAGGGAGAGGAGGAUGAAGAGGAUGAGGGGAAGGGCAGUAGAGGUAAGGACGAAGGGAAGGAACGCGAUGGUAGCAUGGAAGGUGCAGGAGAGGAGGGGGUGAAGGAGGAAGGGGGGAGCACGGGGGUGCAAGUGUUAAAUGCGAUUGGUGCUGCGGGGAGCGGAGGUGGUUCAGGUGAGGGGAAGGCCAAGGGCGCGCAAGGAGAGGUCGAUGGGGGAAGGGAAGGCAGUGUUGAUGGCGGAAAGGCUGGGGGAGGAGGUGCGUUGAGUGCCACUUCAGAGGCACUGGUGGCGUGCAGCUCGCUGGCAGCCGCUUCAGAGGGGUUGCGGGAAGUGAUGAGGGCCUACCCGUGCGAGACAUGCUGGUGCUGGGAGGGGGAAGGGGGGGGUGUGGGGGGAGAAUGGUGCUUUGUGCGAAGGGGGAGAGGGGGGGAGAAUGGUGCUUUGUGCGAAGGGGGAGAGGGGGGGAGAAUGGUGCUUUGUGCGAAGGGGGAGAGGGGGGGAGAAUGGUGCUUUGUGCGAAGGGGGAGAGGGGGGAAGAAUGGUGCUUUGUGCGAAGGGGGAGAGGGGGGAAGAAUGGUGCUUUGUGCGAAGGGGGAGAGGGGGGAAGAAUGGUGCUUUGUGCGAAGGGGGAGAGGGGGGAAGAAUGGUGCUUUGUGCGAAGGGGGAGAGGGGGGAAGAGUGGUGCUUUGUGCGAAGGGGGAGAGGGGGGAAGAAUGGUGCUUUGUGCGAAGGGGGAGAGGGGGGAAGAAUGGUGCUUUGUGCGAAGGGGGAGAGGGGGGAAGAAUGGUGCUUUGUGCGAAGGGGGAGAGGGGGGAAGAAUGGUGCUUUGUGCGAAGGGGGAGAGGGGGGAAGAAUGGUGCUUUGUGCGAAGGGGGAGAGGGGGGAAGAAUGGUGCUUUGUGCGAAGGGGGAGAGGGGGGAAGAAUGGUGCUUUGUGCGAAGGGGGAGAGGGGGGAAGAAUGGUGCUUUGUGCGAAGGGGGAGAGGGGGGAAGAAUGGUGCUUUGUGCGAAGGGGGAGAGGGGGGAAGAAUGGUGCUUUGUGCGAAGGGGGAGAGGGGGGAAGAAUGGUGCUUUGUGCGAAGGGGGAGAGGGGGGAAGAAUGGUGCUUUGUGCGAAGGGGGAGAGGGGGGAAGAAUGGUGCUUUGUGCGAAGGGGGAGAGGGGGGAAGAAUGGUGCUUUGUGCGAAGGGGGAGAGGGGGGAAGAAUGGUGCUUUGUGCGAAGGGGGAGAGGGGGGAAGAAUGGUGCUUUGUGCGAAGGGGGAGAGGGGGGAAGAAUGGUGCUUUGUGCGAAGGGGGAGAGGGGGGGAGAAUGGUGCUUUGUGCGAAGGGGGAGAGGGGGGGAGAAUGGUGCUUUGUGCGAAGGGGGAGAGGGGGGGAGAAUGGUGCUUUGUGCGAAGGGGGAGAGGGGGGGAGAAUGGUGCUUUGUGCGAAGGGGGAGAGGGGGGAAGAAUGGUGCUUUGUGCGAAGGGGGAGAGUGGGGAAGGUGGGCGCAGAAUGGUGGGAGGACAUGUGGCUUUGUGUUGUGGUGGAUGGGUUGCUGGUGGAUGGGUUGCUGGUGGAUGGGUUGCUGGUGGAUGGGUUGCUGGUGGAUGGGUUGCUGGUGGAUGGGUUGCCGGUGGAUGGGUUGCUGGUGGAUGGGUUGCUGGUGGAUGGGUUGCUGGUGGAUGGGUUGCUGGUGGAUGGGUUGCUGGUGGAUGGGUUGCUGGUGGAUGGGUUGCUGGUGGAUGGGUCCAGCCUUGCACUCGAAGUGGCUUCAGAUCAAUGCUGGUGGAAGAGACGGGGGGCAUCGGUUUGGAUGAGUUGGAGGUAUCUGCUUGUUCCCCUUCCCCCCAUCGUGCCCCUGCACUUUCUCGCCGUUGCCCCUCACUCCCCUCCCGCUCCUCACCCUCCUCCCGCCCCUGAUCCCCGUGUGCACCACUGA
Molecule: messenger RNA, 5184 nt
Organism: Closterium sp. Naga37s-1
Lineage: Eukaryota; Viridiplantae; Streptophyta; Zygnematophyceae; Desmidiales; Closteriaceae
Source: the annotation of a GenBank genome assembly